AUGGAGCACCCUCUUCUUGCUGGAAUUCCUCUUUUUCUGGAUGCAUUCAAUAGUAUUGCCGAUGAAGAGGGCAAGGUUUCAAGAGCAAAAUUUUUCGGAUUUUUGAAGAAAGAGCUUGGAGAUCAAGCAGAAGAGUUGCUCGCGAGGGUUGAUGAGAACGAAGAAGGGAUGAUGGAUUUCAAGGAAUUCUGCUUUUUUGCCUGGUUUAUUUUCGGCAACCAAAAUGAACUGAAAGACAACGAAGACUCCCGACAGCCAAAAAUGACGUCCGAAGAAUUCUUUGAGUUUAAAAAAUUCUUGCAGCAGAUUCGUCCUGAUCUUUUUGAAUAA
This is a messenger RNA of Oikopleura dioica, 330 nucleotides long. NCBI's taxonomy places the organism in Eukaryota, Metazoa, Chordata, Appendicularia, Copelata, Oikopleuridae. The record is from the annotation of a GenBank genome assembly.